Toxotes jaculatrix (banded archerfish) is the source of this 8228-nucleotide messenger RNA. It is a transcript of the gene sdk2b, whose product is annotated as sidekick cell adhesion molecule 2b. NCBI's taxonomy places the organism in Eukaryota, Metazoa, Chordata, Actinopteri, Toxotidae. Gene Ontology annotation, molecular function: protein binding. The coding region runs from base 16 to 6459 and encodes 2147 amino acids. The record is from RefSeq and is a predicted model, not a curated record. The transcript is spliced from 44 exons.
CUGGUGCUAACCUGCAUGGCUGAAGGGAGCUGGCCACUGGAGUUUAAAUGGAUCCACAACAGCACAGAGUUAACUCGCUUCUCCCUGGAGUACAGGUACCUAAUCCCUUCGUUGGACCGCUCCCAUGCUGGCUUCUACCGCUGCAUCGUCAGAAACAGAGUGGGAGCCCUUCUGCAGAGGCGCACAGAAGUACAGGUGGCCUUUAUGGGCAGUUUCGAGGAAGGUGAACGCACCCAGUCAGUCUCUCAGGGAGAGGGCGCCGUAAUCCCAGCACCACGCAUUCGCAGCUUCCCCCAGCCACAAGUCACCUGGUUCAGAGAUGGGCGCAAGAUUCCACCCAGCAGCCGCAUUGCCAUUACUCUGGACAACACGCUGGUUAUCCUGUCCACAGUGGCGCCAGAUGCCGGGCGCUACUACGUCCAAGCAGUAAAUGACAAAAACGGAGAGAACAAGACCAGCCAGCCCAUCACCUUGUCAGUAGAGAAUGUGGGAGGCCCAGCAGACCCUAUUGCCCCCACCAUCAUCAUCCCUCCCAGGAAUACUAGCGUGGUCACAGGCACCUCAGAGGUCACGAUGGAGUGCGUGGCCAAUGCCAGACCUCUUAUCAAGCUGAGUAUCUCUUGGCGUAAGAAUGGUGUGUUGGUGACCAGCGGUUUGAGUGACUUCAGCCGCAGGCUGACCAUCCUCAGUCCUGUGGUGAGUGAUUCCGGCUACUACGAGUGUGAGGCCAUUCUCCGCAGCAGCAGCGUGCCUUCAGUCAGUGCUGGGGCUUAUCUGCAUGUACUCGAGCCACCUCAGUUUAUAAAGGAACCAGAGAAACAUAUUACAGCCGAGAUGGAGAAGGUGGUGGACAUUCCCUGUCAGGCACGGGGAGUACCACAGCCAGACAUUGUGUGGUACAAGGAUGCUUUGCCCAUCGACCCAGUGAAGACACCCAGGUAUAGGGUCCUGGUUGGAGGCAGCCUGCAGGUCAACGGCCUCCUGCCCGAUGACACUGGGAUGUUCCAGUGCUUCGCAAGAAAUUUGGCAGGAGAAGUUCAGACCAAUACAUACCUGGCUGUUACCAGCAUUGCCCCGAAUAUCACAGCCGGACCCUCCGACAGCACAGUGAUUGACGGCAUGUCAGUCAUCCUGCACUGCGAGACCUCUGGUGCUCCGAGACCGGCUAUCACCUGGCAGAAAGGUGAGCGCGUGUUAGCCAGUGGUUCGGUCCAGCUGCCCAGAUUCACCCUGCUGGAGUCAGGCAGCCUGCUCAUCUCCCCCUCACACAUCUCAGAUGCUGGGACCUACACCUGCAUGGCGAGCAACUCCAGGGGCAUUGACGAGGCAUCCGCUGACCUCGUGGUCUGGGCUCGGACCCGGAUUACGACCCCACCUCAGGACCAGAGUGUUAUCAAAGGAACUAAAGCCAUUAUGACCUGUGGAGUCACACAUGACACCAGUGUAACUGUCAGGCAUGUUUGGGAGAAAGAGGGCACAGUUAUCAACGUGCAGUCCAUUCCUCGCAUGCGACUGGACGCAGAUGGCACCCUCCACAUCUCCCAAACCUGGUCAGGUGACAUAGGCACGUACACGUGCAGAGUUACUUCCGUUGGCGGCAACGACUCCCGGAGCGCACACCUCCGUGUCAGGCAGCUGCCCCAUGCCCCAGAGAACCCCACAGCCGUGCUGAGCACAUCUGAAAAAAGAGCCAUCGACCUAUCCUGGGCCAAGCCUUUUGAUGGCAACAGUCCCCUCAUACGCUACAUCCUGGAGGUUUCUGAGAACAAUGCUCCCUGGGCCAUCCUGCUGGCCAAUAUUGAGCCAGAGUCCACAGCAGUGACGGUCAAUGGCUUGAUCCCGGCGCGAUCCUAUCAGUUCCGCCUCUGUGCCGUUAAUGAUGUGGGGAAGGGACAGUUCAGCAAGGAGACAGAGCGUGUCUCUCUUCCAGAGGAGUCCCCAAGUGCUCCUCCUCAGAAUGUCAUCGCUAGUGGUCGGACCAACCAAUCCAUCAUGAUCCAGUGGCAGCCUCCACCGGAAAGUCACCAGAACGGCAUCCUCAGGGGCUAUACUGUCCGGUACCGUCUCACUGGGUUGCCUGUCGACUACCAAAUCAAGAAUAUUUCCAGCCCAGAUGUGACCAACCUGCUGCUGGAGGACCUCAUUAUCUGGACUAACUAUGAGAUUGAGGUGGCUGCCUAUAAUGGGGCAGGUUUGGGAGUUUUCAGCCACAAGGUCACUGAGUGGACCCUGCAGGGAGUGCCCACCAUCGCCCCAGGCAACGUGCAGGCCGAGGCGGUCAACUCGACAACUAUCCGUUUUACGUGGACAGCCCCUAACCCUCAGUUCAUCAAUGGCAUCAACCAGGGCUACAAGUUGCUGGCCUGGGAGCCUGGCAAAGACGAACAAGUUACUAUGGUAACAGUGAGACCGAACUUCCAGGACAGUGUACAUGUGGGAUAUGUGACAGGUCUGAAAAAGUUCACUGAAUAUUACACCUCUGUGCUGUGUUUCACUACACCCGGAGACGGCCCCCGCAGCCCGCCCAAAGCAGUAAGGACACAUGAGGACACCCCCGGUGCUGUGGGUCACCUGAGUUUCACUGAGAUCCUGGACACCUCACUCAAAGUCAGCUGGAGUGAGCCGAGCGAGAAGAAUGGAAUUCUCACGGGUUAUCGCAUUUCGUGGGAGGAAUACAACCGAACCAACACCAGGGUUACCCACUACCUGCCAAAUGUCACCUUAGAGUACAGGGUCACCGGGCUCACUGCUCUCACCACCUAUACCAUUGAAGUGGCUGGCAUGACCUCCAAGGGUCAAGGCCAGCUGUCCUCCUCCACUAUCUCCUCCGGUGUCCCACCAGAGCUUCCUGGCCCUCCUACCAACAUGGCCAUUUCCAACAUCGGCCCACGCUCCAUCACCCUGCAGUUCAAACCUGGCUAUGAUGGCAAGACUUCCAUUUCUCGUUGGCAGGUGGAGGCUCAGGUGGGUGUGGUCGGAGAAAAUGAGGACUGGGUGAUGGUCCACCAGGUGUCCAACGAACCCGAGGCUCGAUCCUUAGAAGUGCCAGGUCUCAACCCCUACACCUUCUACAGGUUCCGUAUGCGUCAAGUGAACAUAGUGGGCACCAGUCCUCCAAGCCAGCCAUCCAGAAGGAUCCAGACCCUGCCGGCUUCUCCUGACAUUGCCCCUGCCAACGUAACCCUGCGCACCGCUAGCGAAACCAGCCUCUGGUUACGAUGGGUGCCUUUGCCUGAAUGGGAAUACAACGGGAAUGCAGAGCAGGUGGGCUACAGAGUUCAGUACUCCCGUGUGGGCUCACAGGGUCGGGCACUGACCCAUGUCAUUGCUGAUCGUCUGGAGAGAGAGUUUACCAUCGAGGACCUAGAGGAGUGGACGGAGUACGAGGUCAGGGUCCAGGCUGUCAAUGGCAUUGGAAUGGGACCCUGGAGCCAGCCGGUCAGAGGCAGGACCAGGGAGUCUGUCCCCUCCUGUGGACCCACCAACGUGUCUGCCUUCGCCACUACCUCAAGCAGUAUCCUGGUGCGCUGGUUAGAAGUCCCGGAGCCAGACAGAAAUGGUCUCAUUCUGGGCUACAAGGUGGUGUACAAAGAGAAGGACUCUGACAGUGCAAUCCACUUCUGGUCAGUGGAGGGCAACGCAACCCACAGUGUCCAGCUGACUGGUCUGGGGAAAUACGUGCUCUAUGAGAUCCAGGUUCUGGCUUUCACUCGGAUUGGAGAUGGACGGCCCAGUUCUCCACCCAUCCUGGAGAGGACUUUGGAUGAUGUGCCAGGACCUCCAGUGGGCAUCCUGUUCCCUGAAGUUCGGACCACUUCAGUCCGGCUUAUUUGGCAGUCCCCCUCGCAGCCCAAUGGCAUUAUACUUGCCUACCAGAUCACAUACCACUUAAACUCCACCAAUAGCAACACAGCAACAGUCGACGUGCUGAGCCCCAGCGCUCGCCAGUACACAGUGACGGGCCUCAAGCCGGAGUCCACCUAUGUGUUCCGCAUCACAGCACAGACAAGGAAGGGCUGGGGCGAGGCCGCCGAGGCGCUGGUGGUCACCACGGAGAAAAGAGCUCGUCCCCAGCCCACCAGCCGUCCCAUGGUUCCUCAGAAAGACGUUCAGGCCCGCCAGGUUUUGCUGUCGUGGGAGCCAGGCAGCGACGGCCUGUCCCCUGUGCGUUAUUACACGGUGCAGCUUAGAGAGCUUCCUGAGAGCAACUGGACAGUCCACUCUGCCUCCGUCAACCACGAGGCCACCUCCUACAUAGUAUCCAGGCUCAAGCCCUUCACAUCCUACCAGUUCAGAGUAAAAGCCACCAAUGACAUAGGGGACAGUGAAUACAGCGAGGAAAGUGAAGCGAUCACGACUCUACAGGAUGCGCCCGAUGAAGCGCCCACAAUUCUCUCUGUGACGCCCCACACAACGACGUCGGUGCUGAUCCGCUGGCAGCCCCCCUCUGAGGAGAAGAUCAAUGGAAUCUUACUGGGCUUUCGGAUUCGAUACCGUGAGCUGCUGUAUGACCGUCUCCGUAGUUACUCUGUUCACACCAUCAACAGCGUGUCCACCUGGGCCGAGCUCACUGCCCCCUACAGCAUCCGGAAUCUGAGCGACUCAACUCUGACUGAGUAUGAAUUGGACAAGCUAAGUAAACACAAGCGCUAUGAGAUACGCAUGAGUGUAUACAACGCUGUGGGCGAGGGGCCAACCAGCCCACCGCAGGAGGUGUUUGUGGGAGAAGCAGUGCCUACAGCCCCACCCCAGAACGUGGCCAUACAGUCCGCAACAGCCACUCAGCUGGACGUGACGUGGGACCCUCCACCUGUAGAUGCACAGAAUGGAGACAUCCAGGGCUAUAAGGUUUACUUUUGGGAGUUCCAGCGUAAGAAUGAGACGGAGCGGCUACGGACUCUGUUCAUGCCGGAAGGAGGGGUGAAACUGAAGAACCUGACUGGUUACACCACCUAUAUGAUCAGUGUUGCCCCCUUCAAUGCUGCUGGGGAUGGACCCCGCAGCCCACCAACCAGGGGACGCACUCAGCAAGCAGCUCCCAGUGCUCCCAGCUUCAUUCACUUCAGUGAGCUGACCACCACCUCGGUCAAUGUGUCCUGGGGUGAGCCCACAUUCCCUAAUGGCAUCAUUGAGGGCUACCGUCUGAUCUAUGAACCCUGCACACCCGUAGAUGGCGUAAGUAAGACAGUGACCGUGGACGUGAAGGGGACCGGGCCACUCUGGUUGAAGCUCAAAGACCUGGCUGAUGGUGUCACAUAUAACUUCCGCAUCCGGGCCAAGACCUUUAUCUACGGGCCCGAGGUGGAGGCCAAUAUCACCACCGGCCCCGGAGAAGGAGCCCCAGGACCCCCCGGAGAGCCCUUUAUCACACGCUAUGGUUCAGCCCUGACCAUCCAUUGGACCAGUGGGGACCCAGGGCGGGCUCCCAUCACACGCUACGUCAUUGAGGCCCGACCUUCAGAUGAGGGAUUGUGGGAUAUCUUAAUCAAGGACAUCCCCAAGGAAGCAACAUUACAUACUUUCAACAUGGAUAUCCUAAAGCAAGGGGUCAGUUAUGACUUCCGGGUAAUUGGAGUGAACGACUAUGGCUAUGGCUCUCCAAGUCUUCCCUCUCCCUCUAUAUCUGCCCAGAAAGUGGCGCCUUUCUACGAGGAGUGGUGGUUCCUGGUUGUGGUGGCUCUGGUGGGGCUCAUCUUCAUUCUGCUGCUGGUGUUCAUCCUCAUAAUCAGGGGACAGAGCAAAAAGUAUGCCAAGAAGUCUGAAUCAGGUAACAACUCCAACUGUAAUGCUCUGACCCACGGAGACAUGGUCAGCCUGGAUGAAGGACGUUUCCCCGCUCUGGAACUCAACAACCGACGGCUGUCUGUGAAAAACUCUUUCUGCAGGAAGAAUGGCGUCUAUACCAGGUCUCCUCCCAGGCCCAGUCCAGGCAGUCUUCACUAUUCCGAUGAAGAUGUCAGCACAAAGUACAAUGACCUGAUCCCUGCAGAGAGCAGCAGCCUGACUGAAAAACCCUCUGAAAUCUCAGACUCACAGGGCAGUGACAGUGAGUAUGAGGUGGACCCCAACCGACAGAAGACCCACUCCUUCGUCAACCACUACAUAAGCGACCCCACCUACUACAACUCUUGGCGCCGUCAACAGAAAGGCAUAUCCCGGGCACAGGCCUACAGCUACACCGAGUCUGAGUCAGGUGACCCAGAUCACUGCGCCCCGCCGCCGCUGCCUCCUCUACCUCCAUUGCCACCCCAACUCAGUUCACCUAGCCCCCAGCCUCAGCAGGCACAGGGUCAGCCCCAGGGCCAAGGCAGCCUGUUUAGGCCCAAAGGUAGCCGGACUCCCACCCCCUCACAGCAGAGCUCCAACCCUCCCAGCCAGCACAGCACCCUCUACAGGCCCCCCAGCAGUCUAGCCCCAGGCUCGCGGGCCCCCAUUGCUGGCUUCUCCUCCUUUGUGUGAAAAAUGCUGAAAAGGACAUGGAAAUUUCUGGAAGUAUCUACCCAACUUGUGUUGAAGGAGACCAUAGCAUUGCAUAACGCGCAGUCAACCCAAUCAAGUCAUUUACACCUUUCUUUCUUUUUCAUUGCUUUUCUUUUUCUCUUAUUUCACGUUAGUUUUCUUAUUCAGCCUGGAUACAUGCGGAACAACACUACGAGACUUUUUGGAGCACUUUUUUUGUCUAAUGUGUGGAAGUGUGCCAGUGUAGAUUUUGAUUUCUCAAACUAGUUGAUAAAAUACACUCUGCAACAUCUUUUCACUUUUAUUUUGCUAUUUGAACUUUUUGCAUGACUUUUCCUUACAUUUAUUUCCUCCUUUUUUGUCACUUUUCAAAUGGUAAUCUCUUUGAUUCUGUACAAAGUCACAAGAAAGAAACACACACAUAUAAAUAUACAUAUAUAUAGUAGAUGUACCUAGAAGACAAAAUCAUGUCAAUGCAGACUCUGAAUUCAUGGAGACUGAUAUAACAAUAUGAUGGAGCCAUAUUGUGGAGGAGAAAGGACAAGUGUUUGUUCGAAUGGCCUGGCUGUAAAAACAAAAAAAAAAGCAGACGUGGAUGUGGAAUUCAUGCCAAAUCAAAAGAGUUUUAAUGUGUUGGCUGGGUGAGUUUUAAGCGGACAUUGGACAAACAAUCGUGUUUCCAUGGAAACGGCUCUCUAGCCUUUAGCACACAAAUACAUAGAAAAGUCGGACAACAUUUGGCCAUGACGGGUCAAGUGUCUGUGACUGUGCUGUGCCUGAAGGAUCCUGCAGAUAUAUGAAAUGAGUGUAUAUCUGUUAAAGUGGAAGUGUUUAAGUCUCUUUGUAAGUGUGUUACAGUGAAUCAAAGAUGCCUUGAUAGAGAAACACUUAUUUAUGAUAUCUGGCACCAGUUGUGACUGAACUGCUUGCGGUGCCCUUGACUGUGGCAUCGUAAUGGCUGGCCUCUCGCUACGAGAGCCAUCUUUUAAUCCUGACGGAUAUGGGCUGUGAAUCAAUUUGCAUACACAGCCCAUACUUUUUCACCUUUUUGCUGGCUCACAUAUACCCACGUACAUCAGUCUCAUUCUGCACAUGUCUACUGAAAAUGCUUUGAAAACCAAGAGUGUCAAAACUGUCUGAAGUAGUCUGCGACUGUCACAUGUGGGCACAGCUGCUGGUCCUGCUCAAAUGUUAACAGUGUGAUUCUGAUAAGAAACAAAGAGGAUUUUUUUCCUGUUUCCUCCCCUGCUGGUAUAACUCAUGUCUGUCACUGAUCACUAUCAUGGGGCAGUGCUGAGCCUGCGCCAAGAGAUGAUGUCAUUGAAUUGCCUCACCUCUUUCCCUUUUGUGUAAUCAGCCGCUCUGUACUAUUCAGGUGUGACUGUAAUGUCCCAGAUGCUAAUGCGUGCGUGUGUGUGUGUGUAUGUGCGUGUGUGUGGGUGAUCACACUUCUUGUGCGUAAGCUUUACAGAUCAUUCACUGUGUGUCUGGUUAUAAAGAGAUUGUCCUGCAGCAACUGUAAACCUGCCUGGAGUAACGCCACAGAGGGUUGGCACCGUCCAGCCGCCUGCCAGGUGCACUCAUAACGCUAUAGUGAAGACUCAGUGGUGUGUUCCUAGUUUCCAUAGUUCAAAAAAAAAGGAAAAAAAAAAUCAUCUACUUAUUUUUUUUCUCUGUGGGGUGAUUUCAUUGUAUGCAACAAAAGCUUAUCAUGCAGAAUCUGAAUGAAUAUAUGAUCACAGUACAUUUCUGAAAUAAAUUAUUUUUCA